This is a messenger RNA of Solanum dulcamara, 459 nucleotides long. RefSeq names its product bZIP transcription factor 11-like. Lineage: Eukaryota; Viridiplantae; Streptophyta; Magnoliopsida; Solanales; Solanaceae. Gene Ontology annotation, molecular function: transcription cis-regulatory region binding; DNA-binding transcription factor activity. Gene Ontology annotation, cellular component: nucleus. Bases 1 to 459 code for a protein of 152 amino acids. The transcript has a single exon. The record is from RefSeq and is a predicted model, not a curated record. Gene Ontology annotation, biological process: positive regulation of DNA-templated transcription.
AUGGGAACAUCAUCAGGGUCAGGGUCAUAUACACUUCAAAACUCUGGCUCAGAAGAAGAUUUACAACAAUUGAUGGAUGAAAGAAAGAGGAAGAGGAUGAUAUCGAAUCGCGAAUCAGCUCGUAGAUCGAGAAUGAGGAAACAGAAACAUUUGGAUGAUCUCAUGUCCCAAUUGUCACAUCUCAGGAAAGAAAAUAAAGAAAUAUUGACAAGCAUGAGUGUCACGACCCAAAAUUACCUCAAUAUUGAAGCUGAGAACUCGAUCCUGAGAGCUCAAGUGUCUGAACUCGGGCACAGGCUCCACUCCCUGACAGAAAUCAUAAGCGUCUUGAGUUACAACUUCAGCAGUGGAUCAAACGCUCAAAUAAUUGAGUCCUCUAUCACUGAUGCGUUUAUUCAGAACGAAUCUUGGAAUUAUACGUACCACCCCAUCAUGACCGCAGACAUCAUGCAAUAUUAA